GGGAUUGCAGUUCUAUAGAAAUGUAGAGAGCAGUCAGUAGAUGAAGAGGAGGACUCCAGCCUCCACAAAGCAAAGCGCGCGGAGGGCUUUUGUUGUAGCCUCUCGUGAUGUUCGCGAGCGUUCACUGACGUUUUUUCAAAACCGCUAAUCUGACAACCACAUGGACACAGCAUCCCAUGAACUGCAUGAGUCUAUAGAUUGGUGCUUUUUAUCCAGGUCAUCCUCGCUGCACAGCGCUGACACUCGCUAACGGGCAUUGCUCCCAAUGUUUACUUCUCCGGCAUGUCUUCUCCAGGCAGGGAAAGUAAUGCCUCGGUUUAUUGAAGAUAUUUUUUAUAAGGAACAGAUUGGAAAGCCACGAUGUUUGUACGACAUAUAUUCAAAUUGCUGUCCGGCUAAUGCACUAGCUACCAGCAGUUAGGGCAGCUUCCUCCGUGUGGCGGCGAGCUGUUGUCGACAGAUCCUCUCCGGCUCCAUGAUGGCGAUGUUUCGGAGCUUUGUCUCGGCGAGCACCCAGCUCCGCCAGCAGCAGCAGCCCAACAGCGGCUCGGGCUCCUUGGCAGCCCCGGCUGAGGGCAUCGAGAGCCAGUUCUCCUGUCCCAUCUGCCUGGAGGUCUACCAUAAACCCGUCAGCAUCGCCAGCUGUGCUCACACGUUCUGUGGGGAGUGUCUGCAGCCAUGUCUUCAGGUGACCUCGCCCCUCUGCCCUCUCUGUCGGGUGCCCUUUGACCCCAAGAAAGUGGAGCGCUCGUCCAGUGUGGAGAAGCAGCUGGCCUCAUUCAAAGCACCUUGCAGGGGCUGUAACAAGAAGGUGGCUCUGGUAAAGAUGAGGUCCCACAUUGCUUCCUGUUCUAAAGUACAAGAGCAGAUAGCCAACUGUCCUAAGUUUGUACCUGUGGUGCCCACCUCUCAACCCAUACCAAGCAAUAUUCCAAACCGGUCAACGUUUGUGUGUCCAUUCUGUGGGGCCAGAAACCUGGACCAGCAGGAGCUGGUAAAGCACUGUAUGGACAACCAUCGUAAUGACCCUAAUAAAGUGGUGUGUCCGGUGUGUUCAGCCAUGCCGUGGGGAGACCCUAGCUAUAAGAGCUCCAACUUCCUCCAGCACCUCCUCCACAGACACAAGUUCUCUUAUGACACCUUUGUUGACUACAGCAUUGAUGAAGAAGCAGCACUGCAGGCAGCUCUGGCACUGUCACUGGCUGAAAACUGACACUAAUCACACCACACCAUCCCUCUCAUUCCUCUGACUGCUGUUACCCUCUUCCCUCUGCACUAUUGCGGUUCCUCCACGGCUCAGAAGGCCAACAUCAUCCAGCCAACAGACACACCUGACCCAGCCAGGGUCACAGUCUCUACAGAGAUCCACAUCAUAGAGAUGUCCAGCUGGCUUCACUUCCCUCUCACGUUGAGGACUUUCUUCCUGGUGUGCAGUACAGCCUGUUUGCCUCGCUGCAGCACGGAAGUAGGAUAUGUCUUCACUUUGAUUUGAUGACUUGAAGACAAAACAUCCUGUGGGCUUGGAAUAGACCCAGUGACUGUAUCAACGUUUAAAAUACCAACCUACAGUUUGCAAACAGUCCAUCCACUCACUGCUUUAGUUCAUCUGACAGCUGCCAUCUGGACCACCACAGCAUGAAGGGCUACCUCCAUGGAAAAAUGUGAAACAUCCUGAAGCCUGCCACCUCUAAAACCCUCAUCACAGACCACUAGUCACUUGAUAUUAAGUCCUGAUUGCUGGUGCUCACUGUGAGUAACUUAUUCUACAGAUUCUUCUGCAGUGAUGUAGUUGGUUUGAUAAGUUAACAUACAGUAACUGGCACGCAAGAGCUAAUUAGGAAAUAUUUUGCAAAUGAAAUGUAAGUGAAUCAAAUCAAAAGCUCCUCUAUUCAUCUCCACAAUUGGAUGCAACAGCUGUAGAGUUGGUGUGUCAUAUUUUGCACUUACCAGACAAAACAAAAGUCACAUGAGUUAGAAAGGCAGGAUCGCUGACUGUAUACACCACAGGAGGGUUUGUUAUGUUGCUUAGCGGUUUAAGAACAACUGAGCUGCUUGUGGUGUGGCUGCAUGGUAACACACGGCAUGGGUAUAUCCAAGACAUCUUCUUAUGGUCAUGGUCAAUAGGUUCAAGGUGAGGAUCCCCCUUUAGAUGGCACCACACCAUCAUGCAUGGAGAGGUGAAAAUUGCAUUGAUUACCAUGUAACAUUAUCUGGCCUUCUAGUUUCACUGUGGUGACCUGGUUGAGUGUGGUAUGAAUAUUCUGCCUGCACUGUGCAAGCUUGACAUUGCACUUGCUACACAUUCUACAUUGUUUAGAGUCACUGUGGACAGCACACACAGACCAUAGACUGUAUAUAUAGAUGGACAAAGCCAAAAUAUCCUGGUUAUGGCCGAUGCCAUCUUGCGCUGGUGACGUCAUUUGGAGGCAGAGUCUGCACAGUAGCAAUCUCAGCGGUGUAUAAUUUACACCCUAACUCCUGUUUGACCAAUCAUGAGCAUCGCCAUUGAUCGUGAGCGCACUGAUCGGCACACAUAGCUGUCAGUCACAAUGUCAAACCCCCUUUUCAUAGCAUCAAAUAAAUAAUUAAAGCCAAACUUUAUCAGAAAAACAAACACUUGACCAUCAGCAUGAUAAGAAGUGCUUAAAAUGACAGAAAUCAUCUUUUGUAAGAAUAUAUUUUACAUGUUCUUUAAUGUUUUUGUUUGGCCCAUGUCCCAUCCUCUGACAUGGAGGGGGCGGGGUUUAUGACCUAUACUGCAGCCAGCCACCGGUAUAUUUUCAUACAUACCGUCUUCAUCUUUUUCAUACAGUCUGUGGCACAGACUGACAGUUGUCCUUGUUAUAUAUUAUAUAAAUAGUGUUGGGUAGCUAAAGUAAAAUGUAUGUUACUGUAUGAUACAUUUGAGGAUACCUGGAUAAAGCCAUUAUGUAUAAAUAUGAUACUGGCAGAGAGAUCAUAACAGUUAUGAUAAAAAGUAUCAUAGUAAAAAUAGCUAUGUUUAUCUAAAACAAGCUACCUGUUAAAGAGUAACUUCUGCAUUUUUCAACCUGGAUCCUUUUUUCUCAUGUUUUUGUGUCUUAGUGACUGCUGUCAUCAACAAUUUUUGAAAUUGGUCCAGUAUUGAGAGAGAGGGGUGCAGCCGGCAGCUGCGCAACAGCUGUUAUGUAAACAGAUGGGGCAACCAGCACUGUAUGUCCAUUAUAACUUGUUUUUUGUUUUUUUUCCACAUCAGGCACUUUGACUCAAAACACGGGAACAUAGUGGCCAGGCUGGAAAAUGCCAAAGUUGCCCCUCAAGUUACUGAACAGGAUGCUCAUGAUAUGAAUAGAAAUCCAUUAUACAGACUGAAUAUUUUAUAUUUAAAUUUUGUAUGCACACAAUGGAAUUUUUUUUCCAAUAAACCACUAAAGAAACAAAAUACACAUAUCUUAAAUGAUGGACUGAAAUGACUCCUCAGACUUCUGUCAGCAGGUGGAGGUAAAGAUGAGUUAGUCUGGAGGCUGAUGGAUCUCAGUGGUGAGGACACCCCACCUAGCUCACUAUUCUCACUGAGCUUCACCUUUUCUGAUCCACUACUGCCACAGUACACCACUGUGAAACUAAAGGCCUCUGUCUCUCUCAGCCACUGGUCUCACUUUCACAUUAUGUUUGCCACUGCAUGGAAAAUAACCAUCUGAAGGCCAAGUCAAUUACAAAAUGCAUCAGCACAAUAUUUCCAUAAACAUUUAGUAUGCAGACACCCAGUGUGGUAUGGACAUAAUGGUACCCACAUCUGUUUUCUGGCCUUUUAGCUUGCCUCUCAGUAGUACUGUCUAUAACCCAAACACCCACACUGUUUUAGAAGCUUCAUCUUGGUCAGGGGUCAGCAACCUUUACUAUCAAAAGAGCCAUUUCUGUCACCCCUGGUAACUAAAUUAGCCUAAAGUGUGCUAUUUUUUCAUUUGGUACUUGAACCUGCCAGUGUUGACGGUGAAAGCAAGCAAAUCUGUCCACACACUAUUAAGUUCUCCAAUGCCUCUUUUUUUUGGAUUUGGAAUCCAUAGCUAGCCUAGCUAGGGAGAAUCAAGACUAGCCACUGCUAAUGAGGUUUAGCAAAUUGAAGUUGACAAAAUGUUUUUUAGGGAUGCACCGAUUUAGUGGCUGCACACCAGUAUUGGCCUAUAUUCCCCUUGUUAACCUCCAUCGGUCUAUUGGCAAAUAAGAUGGGAUUCACUGAUAGCAGUGGCUGAUGUUUUCCUGUAAUUUUACAUAAAUUUUGCACAGGCUAAAAAGUAGGGCCCCAGACUAAUGGCGUCCCCUCAUCCUGGGGACAAAAGAAAACGUGUUUUGGACUAACAUAGAUCUUCCCCAGGAUGCUGUCGGGACAAAAGUACGCAGCAGACUCACUAUAGUUACAUCAGGGGAAACAUCCUAUUGUUUCCGUGAUAAUGUUGUGAAUAACAAGUCUGUGCUAGAAUCAGCAGGCGGAGAGCUAGUUAACGUUAGCUGUUAGCAGCUGGUGGCCUCAACUAACAGCUCACAGAGGUUGCACUGAGUUACAUCAUAAUGCGUUUAAGCUCUAUUCACUAAAAAUUAGUAUUUGGUGAAGGGAAAUCAUAACAUUCUUAUGAUGUGUUAAAUGUAAUCAUGUAAAAUGUAGUUUUUGUUGAGAAACUUGGAUAAAUACAGCUGUUUAAAGGAGAAAUGUGUUAAUAUUUUCACAGUGAUAUAAAAUAAAUAUGAGAGGGAAUUAUGAUAUAUUAUAGUAGUAUAUUAUAAUAGUAAAAAUGCUUUUGAAGAAGUUUUUAAAAAAAUGUUUUUCAUGUCAAAGGUUAUUUAAUAUGUUGUUUCAUAAAACAACACCAGCAGCAACAACAACAUUGGUAUUGGUAAUCACCCAAAUUGUCAUUUUAAACAUCGGUGCAUCCCUAAGUUUUUUAUUCUGUGUAUAGGCUACACACUUUUACAGUUGGACAAUGUAAGAAUCACUUGAGGCCUGCAACAACAAUAAAUGAAGAUUAAAAAAUAACUGCUAUUCAUUUCCAUAAACCAGUAAUUUCUUGUCAAAGCCACUGGAGAGGCUAAAGGAGGUGUGUGGCUCCAGAGCUGCAGAUUGCCUUCCUCUGAUCUUGAAGAAUCUAGUUUUUUAUACUAAUCUAUAACUGUUGUGAAAGAUUGAAUUCAACAUUUAGGGCACUUCAGCCUCAGUGUCAGUGGACUGCAAUAGUUGGCGUCAGGAGCUGCAAAUACGUUGGGGCCUCAUUGACAGAGAGAGCCCAAAUAUGGACAUGAUGAAGUUAACAGAGCUGUCAGAGACAGACGGCCAGCUGACAUCCAGACCUGUGGGUGGUCUGUCCUGUUUACAGUGAUGUUGAACUAGUUCCAGAUGUUUAGAUAAUUAAUUGGUAUUUGAAUUCUGACAUGGCAACACCAAAAGAAAACCUCACAGGCAGACAUCUGAUACAAAUCAGCUGUAACUUCUUCAUUACUGUCCAUCCCAGCUGCUCUGAAGACAACAGGAGUGACAUAAAGAGGAUGCUUCACACACUGCUUCAUGUGCUAUUGCAUCAAAGUGCACCAUGAAUUAAUCAUGUCCGUAACAGCUUAGAAUGCCAACAGUCCCAAGGUUACGAUAAGAGCACCCACUUCACUACCACCUUUAACAGCAAAGUCAGAAAGUUCCUAUUUUUUAUUUAUGUUAAUAUUUAUGUUAAUAUGCACUUAUCGACAUUAUUUUCUACCAGAAUGAUCUAGAUAUAGAUAUUAGUUGUAAAAAAAAUAAAUAAAAAAAAUUAAAGGAUGGAAGUGCUGGAUGGAGGUCAGACAUCCAUCUCACUGCAAUCUGCUUCUUCAGCCCUCAUUCCAAGUAAUAUUUUUAUGAUCCAUCGGCCAAGAUAGAAGAGUAUAAAAAGAUAUAUUUUUGGAAAAUGUUUCAAACCAUCGGACUAUUAUCAGACAUGAUCAUCAGAUGUGUGUCUGCAACCUUAGGGGACAAUGAUGUUGAUCUUCAAACUUGAAUUGCUGUUAACACACAUUCACACAGAGGAGACCUGCACAGGACCUGAGAGGAUGGGACUGGUCUAACACAGAUGGUAAUGUGACCAAUAGAUGGCAGUCCCUCUCCAGACAUGCAGAGCAUAGAGAGCCAUACUAAAACCAAGACUGGCUGUGGAGAAAAUUAAAGGCAGAACUUUGGUAGUGUUCCCACAGAAGAAGGCAUUCAUCAUUUGCACUUUAAUUCAUUCAGUUUUACAAUAAUCGUCUGAAUUUUAUUUGUAUAACCUAACUCUUGUUUAUGAUUUUGCAGUUAAAUUUGAUCGCAGAAUGAGUGUUUUGUUAUAAAAAAGUUGACAGAGAUCUUGCAAAUUGUAAAAGGUGCCUGGGGUUCCAAGUUAUUUGAUAAAAAAUAGUUUUGUUUGUGUGGCAAAACAUUCAAAUAUUUGUUGACUGAAUACUUAAUUUCAAUGGGUAGCAUGUGCCAUUUCUUUCCUCCAACAAUCUUUUUAUGGGCAAAAUCAUAUGAAUUAACUGGGAAUGCUCUUUAUACAACACCAGAGCCAACAUGCACCCACCAUAAAAACAGGUCCAGUAUAAAGGAGCAGUUCUACAGAGGAGUAAGGCCAUGUGAAGAAAAAUAAAUCAUGUAGUGAAUGUUAAAGGUUUAUUUACAUAAGCUGAUGAGUUGGUUGUGUUAGGGUUAAAAAUGCUUUGAAUUGUGUAGAUUUAAAUUAUUUAAAACUGGGUUUAAUUACCUUCAGAGUCCAUUUUUGUUUGGUUUUCUGGCAUUUGCAUAUUUUAAGUGCCAUGCCAGAUAUAUCAGAACAUAAAGAAUAAGAGUUUCCAAGUUGUAAUUACAACUUUGAUGUUAAUGUCAUUACUUCAUCUGAAACUCAACAUUAUCUCAAAAUUCUGUCUGCACCAAAGUAGAGUCAGAGUAGAAUUAAAGGUGUGUUUGGACUGAAUGUGAAGCCGAUUUUUCUUUGCAUUAAUGGGUUAUUAGAGUGUAUUUGUAAUCCUGUAUUUUGUUGAUAUUAGCUGUACUUAUGCAAAUUAUGCAUGGCAGCAUGCCCGUGCUUGUGUGUAGUCAGACUCACUGUAUGUAGACUGUGGCUAUGAGCCUGCCACUGGCCAGUUAUUUAGGCCGGCAUUCUCCCUCCUUUCUGCUUUCUGCUUUCUGCGUGUUCCAAAUCCCCUUACCUACAGAAAACAAUAACACCCUCCGAGCUAACAACCUACACGAUGAAAAUGGCAAGUUAAGAUGAAGACUUGGAUAAUAAGGCAUGCCUGCUUUGCCUGAAUUGUUAAAAAAUAACUACAACAAAUAAAACAGCCUGUGAACGUACCUCAGAAAAGCCCAGACUGUUUCUCGCUGGACUAUCAUGCCCAAUGUUGAUCUUUUUACUGACACGACCAGUUGAAGUUGAUUUGCUCCAUCUUUCAAAACGUCUCCAGUCAAACUGAUACCUGAAUAUAAUCCUUUUUUGUACCAGGAGUCUGAUCUUGGACCGUCCCAACUCCCCACUGGACCAGCAAACUUUCUGUUGCCACUGUCAGCGGAGCAACUCUGCCAUUACAUAGUCUGCCCGAUUAGCAUGAUCGCUAAAACUCAACACUGAGCUGAUAAACGGUGCCAACAAACUCAUACCUAUACCAAACGCAGCCGCCCAGGAUGAUUGUGAUUGGUUUAGAGAAACAAAAACAAACCAGGUCGGUAAUGCUCCAGAUCAGAAUGGUAAUAUGGUGAUUCCAGACCUUUCUCAAGCACUAUGGAGAAAGUUCUGGCUACGUGACACUAGCUUCUGUCUGAUGUCAGAAUUCAUCAGGAUUCAAUUCUGUCUGUAAUUUUCCACCAGACUCCUCCCUAUGUGUCUUGUCUCUGUACAUCCACGAAUUCUAGUUAAAAAAAACCCCAGAUCUUUCUGUGUGAUCUCACAUUUUUGCACUGACUUCAAAAGCAGAUGUGCCACCUCUAAAAUCAGCCUCAGGUUCAGCCUGAACACACCUUUACAUAUUGAUGAAUUCUUAUGGAACAGUUACAAUGACUGUGUGUCUUAAACAAUCCAACCCUUCCUCUUCGAAAUUCAAAGUCAUCAGAAAGUUCCAAAAACAGAUAGCUUGUACUUUUAGCAUGUGAACAUUGAAAAGAUUGUUCUCUAAACUCAUGUUUCCUGUGUCAGUAUUCCUCUCAUAUAAUUGCAUAUCUUGCUCAAAAUAUAAAAAUGGAAAUCUUUCACAUAAAUGAAAGCUAUUUUUAUAUUUCAGCCCUCAACAAACACAGCUAUUUCUUCUGUUUAUGUUUUUUUUAUAUUCAUGUUAUAAUAGCAGUCUUUUAUAAAUGUUUGUUACCUUCGUACCUCUGUAGCAGGAUUCUUAGAUUCUACUUUUGUUAAGAUUUGUGUACUCCAUGUUUAUCUGCUUCUUUCUGAGCCUCAGUUUCCCCAGCAAUUGUAAAUAAUCUCCUUUUAAUCCCUGUUUUUGUGUUGUUGCUUCUUAUAUUUUGUGAAACUGUUACUGCUCAUUUCUGAUGAUGUCUUAAGGCAGCCAUACAGAUUACAGUAGCUCAACACAGAGAUUACAGUAGCUCAACACAGAGAUAACAGCAGUCUGUUGGAUGAAAGAACACUGUGGAGGCUUUGUACACGGGUCACAAAGACUUUUUUAACCACAUUUGAUGCAAACAUGGAGGUGCAUGAAAACUGUCUGGUUCACAAGAGUUACAGGAUUGGUUCAGAUUUUGUCAGGAUUAUCUCAAGACAAUAUUCACAAGCCAAAUGUACAAUGAAAGAGUUAGCAGAGAGAAGAGAGCCUUGGUGAGUGUUAUGGACAUGGAAAAAGAAGGGAAGAGAAGUUACAAUAAUGCAAGUACCUCCCAUGUUUUUUUCUCAUGGGAGCCUGUAAGAUAUCCUUUAACUUUGCUAAAAUCACAAAUAUCUCAAUAGAGUAGUGCAGGAAUGAGUCCCAGAAAUUGGUUUGCAUUUUGGCAUUUUUCCCUCUUCUCAAAGGGUGUGUUGGAGAUGCUGUUCACUCUGGCACAAACUGGACCUUGUAAAUUCAGAGCUCUGUUGGAAUGCAUCACUCGGUUAUCAACGCUCUCAUUUUAGCAUAGAGCGUGUUGGGAACAUAAAUUAGGGCGUCACAUGGAGGCACCAAUUAUGUUGGGAAUGACAGUAAUGGCAAAGGGGACACCAUUAAUGUUGUAAAUUGGCUAUCAGAAAUAAUUAUUAAUAAUAAUUGGUAAUUAUGUUAAAUAAUGUGACUUAAUUAACAUUAAAUCACCUCAUGGGGCACCAUUCCUGGAAAGGGAAAAUGAUAGCCAGUUAAAGAUAUCAGUCUCAUAAAAUACGCAAAACUAUUAUUAAUUUUGAUAUUAAAUAAUAACCAUAACCAAAAUUAACAGUAAAGCAUGACGGAUUUCAGAGUUCUUGACGCAGCAGAUGUUGACUAUUCAUUCACUCUUGUGCAACAUUAAACAGACAGCAGGCAUGAUUCCAGAGAAUUGUAUUUAUUCAUAAAGUGAGUAAAGCAAAACCAAAACACACAAAGCCUAACUAACAACUAUAUACAAGCUUGGUGAGUAUAUGUGCGUGGGUGUGUGAGCGAGAGAGAGUGAUCAAAGUGCUGUUUGGCCUACAAAAAAAAUGACUGAUAACAGAGAACUACAAGAUGGCCGAAUCAAAGCUGGCUUCAGACCAGCGGAGGUCUUGUCUGACCGUGUGGUCAGGACAAAGACAAAGGAAAAGAAGCAGGAACUGUUCUGUUGAAAGCCUAUUUGUUAGUGAGUCUAUGUGAAUGUGAUUUGUGUUGCAAACGGCCUGGAUUAGUGCAGAGAUUGCUUAGUUGUGUGCAAGAAUCUGUUUAUGAACAGCAUUAGCAAACUAAACACUUAGCUUUGGCGAAGCCAACUAACCAAUGACCUAACUGCAAACAAUCACAGCAAUAACUCAAUGACAGCAUUAAAUCACAUACAACAAGUUAAACAGUCUUGCUUAGCCUGUAAAGCUGUGACAAAGCUAUGCCCAGUUGUUACGUUACCGAUCCUUGAAUGGAUGGAAGAAAGAGUCGCUUUAUGGUGUGCUGCUUUGUUAGCUGGCAGAGGAAGGCGGGAAAGAGCUGCGGUUCCAGAUGCAAUCUUUGUUGUGUCCUUUGUUCCAAAGGUGAAACUCCGAGGAAGCUGGUCGCUCAGGGUCCUUGCAGAGUUAGAUGCUGUGUGCUAACUCAAGUUGGUUCUCCUUGUUGCUAUAAAGUUAGUUGCAAACCUUGUGCUUGCAAAUCUAACUUCUGUGGUUCAGGUUUGCCUCUGUCUUGAGCAUGGGCAAGUCGUGGUCCAGGAAAAAGAGAGUCUGUGAGCAAUUGCCCUCCCUUUAGUGGUUUGGGGCAAUGGCCUCUGGGUUGGUCAGAGGUGGUGUGAGCUGCUCGGCAUCUCACAAGCAAGAGAGCAUCUGGGCUGGUCCAGGCCCAGCCGAAAAGAGGUGUGGGCGGCUCGGUAGCUCUAGAGCAAAAUAAAGAGUCUGAGGGAGCAGACCUUCUACAGAUGCCUGUGACAUCACAGAGUCACAUGUAAAAGUCCUGUCCAAUCAAGUUUUGAGACUUGUGUCUCACUGAGGUGUGAGAUGGGACAUCCUGGAGAUGGGUGUCAAAUAGCUGUUUUUGUUUGAAGAACAAAUGACAAAUCAUCUGUGGUCAUGUGAAUCCCAACAAGCGUCAGAUUGGAUUUACAAGUGCACCCAAAGUCAAUGAGGUUUUUGGAUGUGUUUUUGUUAAGAUGCCUGAAAUAAGGUCUUUGGUUAACACAUGCUUAAAAGACUUCCAUGUUUUGUUCUACGACAUAAAAUACGUCAGUAAAUACCCCACUCGUAAAUUGUGAAGCCUUCAUGUGUCUUACAGUAAAACAGUUUCUAACAAGUGGCUAAGCUUUACAGCCUUGUUGCAGAGUCAUGUGACCAUGGUGUAGUUUGUUUGUGGCCUAACGUUAGCUUUUUAUCACUGGAAAUUGCAUUUAGGCUUCAAAAACCAUAAAGUGGGGGCGUCGGUGGCUUAGUAGUAGAGCAGGCGCCCCAUGUACAAGGCUGUUGCCGCAGCGGCCCGGGGUUCGAGUCCAGCCUGUGGCCCUUUGCUGCAUGUCAUCCCCUCUCUCUCUCCCCUUUCACACUUAACUGUCCUAUCCAUUAAAGGCAAAAAAUUAAAAAAAAAAAAAAAAAAAACAUGCAAGGAUUAUCUUGCUGAACACAACGUGUAAGUAUCAUAAACGUUUGUAUGCCACAGAGUUUAUUUUCUGCAAUGAUCCAAAAUCCAAUGGAAAAAUGUUGAUUUUUUAUCGAGGGAACCAGAGCAAUGCUAAUUUCCGCAUCCGCUUACAUAAAAACAUCAUCCCUGCAGCACUCUAUUUCUAAUAUGACCCACUGUAGUGGAGCUGAUUUGUUGUAGAAUGUGUAGUAUGGAAAGGAGAAACAAUUACACAGACCAUGGACUCUUUCAGUAUAUAUUUAACAUGUGAGUAUUGUACUAUUAUAGUCAGGAAAAAUCCAGACUCAUUCAAAAACCUCCAAUUUCACUGGAACAACUGUAGUCUGCUUGUACCAAGACGUCAGCUAGCUAACAAGGUGUCAGGGAUGGAUUGGACCCACUUGAAGACAUUUUAUUGUCAGAUGGUGUAACACCAUGACAUCAAGUGAUUUUCUGAUAGGUAGUUUGACCUCAGCAAUCUACAUCCCGGAUGAAACCUGAACAGUGUAAGCAGCCCAACCUCACCCCAGCAGCUGCUUUUAAAGGGGCACUCCACAGAUUUUACACGAAGUUCAGUUUACUUCUUGUGGUGAAGGAGCCAACAUAACCCUGAUGACAUCAUAGUGAUGUCACCAGGGUUCUGCUUGGACUCAGAGACUAAGGGCAGAAACAUUGAGUGUGUUUACAUGGACAUGAAUAACCUGUGUAGAUGGCUUAUCGAGGUUAUCAUUAGACAGUAUUUAGGUAUGAUGUUUACAUGAGCACAGAAAAAUGCUGUUAUUUAUAUUCCCUACAUAUGUGUGUAAAUAAUGAUUGUUACCCGGUCACUGAUCUCUGCAGUCUAUUUGCACAGCACUUGGAUGUUAACAAAAAGAAACCGACAAUAGGAGAUGAGAGCGACAGGAAGUAUAAAACACUACACUGUAAAUUUACUACCACUAGGCAACUUAAUUGCUAAUAUUUUCUCUACUCCGAUUGCUAACAGCUAUCUGCUGUCUCUCUCACCACCACACUCAACAGCUCCGCUACUUUCACAACAGUCACUACCGCGAUGUAGGACAGGGGAGCAGUUGAUACACAUACGUAGCCUCUUUUAUUACUGAGAGACAAAAGUCUGUUUCUUCAUCACUCCAGAAGUGAGAUGCUCCCGCCAUUAUUUUUUUUAGAUUUCUGUGACGUCACUUGGUUGAAGCCACACCUUGGCAGGUAAUUGGUGGCCCCUAAUAACCAGGAUAAGGUGCAAACAUGCAGCAGUAUCUUGGUUUCUUUUGGAGUACCAUAAACAGGAUAAUGUCUUCUAUUCUGUCUGUCUUCUGAUAAUAGCUUCUAUUUGAUAACAGUAUCGGUACGUAGUGCAUAAAACAUGUAUAACAAACAGCUUCCGCUACGUCUCAAAGAUGGCGACCAUUGAGGGUGAGAAGUGUCCAUUAUUCCACACUCAACAUUUGGACUGUUUUGAGUGAGCCAGUAGUACACUGUAUUUUCCUAUACUAUGCAGUGUGAAAAUAUCAAGUGUUAAGUAUGAAAGAAUGCAAUUUGAGACACACUUUCUGAUUCAAGCACACGUCCCCACCUUUAUUUUUCCAGACAUUGUCAUUUGUGUACUAGCAUGGACCAUGUUUCUCCCCUAAGGGGAAAUGUAGGAACCAAUGUAUUUAGAGCUUGACUCAUACAAAAGACUAAAGAUUAAACCAUCUCACCUGUGGUUGUUCAUAUCAUUUUUUAAUGCUGUUCCUCAUGAGUCCCCCAACUUUAUAGAAGUUCUCUACUAAGUCACUGGAGUGAUUUUGUAAACAUGACUUCAAAUUGGCCAACCAGCAAAACUCACCAUUACAUUACUAAAACCAGUCAGAAAUAACUGAAGGUUGAUACUUUUUACUUAUGAAAAGAAGCCAAACCCACAAACACUGGAGUGACUAAAAACUGAAGAAAACAGAUGGCUAACAUUUUCUUACUAAUUUUACAAAAAUAAAGAUUUAUAUAUAUGUCACAGGAAAAAUAGGUAUCACCUUUUCAAAAAUAUCCACAAACACAGGCAAUUUAAAGUCCAGCACUCAUGACUUGUCAGUCUAAUGUGAGUUUCACUGAGGUAGUGUUUUUGUGGGAAGGGACAGAAUGUUUGAUAUGUGCAAAUCCAAAGUCUGCCUUCAGUCUGAUUUGAUAUGCAUUCUUUCUAAACACAGUAAUAAUACCAAUGAGAAGUGCUUGCAGUGACACAGUUGCUGGAAAUGAUGAUGAUGAUGAGGACGAUGAUGUCUUGGUUUUAGAACUGUUGCACUGCUUGGAAUUUUGUCAAAACACUAUUAGGAUGUUUUGUAGCAUUUUUCUUCUUUU
Molecule: messenger RNA, 13539 nt
Organism: Epinephelus moara (kelp grouper)
Lineage: Eukaryota; Metazoa; Chordata; Actinopteri; Perciformes; Serranidae
Product: E3 ubiquitin-protein ligase RNF166
Exons: 6
Coding region: 476-1213 (245 amino acids)
Biological process (GO): protein polyubiquitination; ubiquitin-dependent protein catabolic process
Molecular function (GO): ubiquitin protein ligase activity
Source: RefSeq, a predicted model, not a curated record